CCCACCCACACGCCCGGCACGACGCGAGUUUACGCACGCCGUGCCUUUUACGGCGCCGUAAAGCAGCUCAACCGAGCCGACGGUCGCGGUUCUCGGGUGGCGGUAUGGAGGCGCGCUUCACGCGCGGGAAGUCAAUGCUUCUGGAGCGCGCGCUGGCGCGUUCGCGCACCGAAGUGAGCCUGAGCGCCUUUGCAUUGCUCUUCUCUGAGCUGGUGCAGCACUGUCAGAGCCGUGUCUUCUCGGUGGCUGAGCUGCAGGCGCGCCUAGCUGCGCUGGGCCGCCAGGUGGGCGCUCGCGUGCUAGAUGCAUUGGUAGCACGCGAAAAGGGUGCCCGGCGUGAGACCAAGGUGUUGGGCGCACUACUCUUCGUCAAGGGCGCCGUGUGGAAGGCGCUCUUUGGCAAGGAGGCUGACAAGCUGGAGCAGGCCAACGACGACGCUCGCACCUUCUACAUCAUUGAGCGCGAGCCGCUCAUCAACACCUACAUCUCUGUGCCCAAGGAGAACAGCACGCUUAACUGUGCCAGCUUUACGGCAGGCAUUGUAGAGGCUGUGCUCACGCACAGUGGCUUCCCUGCCAAGGUCACAGCACACUGGCACAAGGGCACCACUCUCAUGAUCAAGUUCGAGGAGGCAGUCAUCACCCGAGACCGGGCCCUGGAGGGUCGCUGACCCCAUGGGCGAUAAAGGAUGCAGAUCACCCCCUC
Messenger RNA from Nycticebus coucang (slow loris), 706 nucleotides. It is a transcript of the gene TRAPPC5, whose product is annotated as trafficking protein particle complex subunit 5. The coding region runs from base 105 to 671 and encodes 188 amino acids. The record is from RefSeq and is a predicted model, not a curated record. The transcript has 2 exons. Gene Ontology annotation, cellular component: TRAPPI protein complex; TRAPPIII protein complex; TRAPPII protein complex. Gene Ontology annotation, biological process: endoplasmic reticulum to Golgi vesicle-mediated transport. Lineage: Eukaryota; Metazoa; Chordata; Mammalia; Primates; Lorisidae.